Tarenaya hassleriana is the source of this 1145-nucleotide messenger RNA. Its product is annotated as intracellular protein transport protein USO1. The record is from RefSeq and is a predicted model, not a curated record. Lineage: Eukaryota; Viridiplantae; Streptophyta; Magnoliopsida; Brassicales; Cleomaceae.
UUUUCCCAAAAAAGUAAACAAGAGAUUUCGCGAUCAAAAUUUUCAAAAUCUAAAGGAGGAGAAAAAAAAAUGGAGCUGCUCAAGUUAUCGAAAUUCAAGCUGCAGCUUCAGUCGUUGAUCAGCGAAGUACGAGAUCUGCGUGGAAGAGAACGAUCGGUCACUGAUCAACUUCAUCUUCUGAAUCAGAAACAGAAGCAAACCGAGGAGGAAUGCAGCAAAAAGGUUCAGGAAUUGAAGGAUGAGUUAGACUCGUCUAGAGAAAUACAGGAGAAGCUCGAGAGGAAGGUAAAUUACCUUGAAAACGACUAUGUUUUGCUAGAGAACAAGCAGAAUGAGUUGAAGGUGACUAUACAAAGUUUGCUGCAAACACGGGAAAGUUUCCUAAAUGGCUAUCAGGAAUCCUUUUACGAAAUGAAACGUUCAAUCGAAGCAAGGGACAGGAAGAUUGUCACUCUAUACGAGAAGAUAAACUCUCACUUGUCAUUGUUCGAUUCGAUCGAGAAGGAGGCAUUGGCAAUUAAAAAGGUCAUACAAGACGUUCAUCGUGUUGUGGUUCAAAAAGAAGAUGUAGUAGCUGGCAUAAAAGAGAAAAUGGACCAAGUCUCUACAUUUGAGAGAACGUUUAUCAAGAAGAUCAGCAAUUUAGAAGACAAAAUAAAAAAUCAGGAAACAGAAUUGCAGAGCAAGGUUUCAGCACAACUGGAAUCAGCCAAAAUAAAAAAUGAUUGCCAAGCUCGAGUAGAAGAACUUCAGAAAACUUUGCAGGCCAAAGAUUUAGUUGUGGAGAAGUUGGUUUCUGAAAAAGAGGCAUUGCAUACUGAAGUAAAAAGUUUGGAGACGAUUCUACGAAGGAUUCAAGAGUCCAUUUCCAUUAUGAAAGAAGAGGAUAAACGGGUAUUUACCUCGAUACUGACAUGCCAACAAGGUACAAUUACACAUUUCACAGUGUGGGUGAACCUCCGAGUAAAACGCCUCCUAUGAAUGCCCAAGAAAACACAGCAAACAUUGUUCCAUCGCCUUCACCAUUCUAUCAAAAGCACACCUCGGAUAGCAAUUCCUUGCUAGAGACUAAUCAGCUGGCUUUACCUCUGACGCCAAAGCAUAAUCUUGUCAGUGAUGCUGUCCACAAGACUAAUCAUCCCGAG